This is a messenger RNA of Coniosporium apollinis CBS 100218, 1059 nucleotides long. RefSeq lists its product as uncharacterized. NCBI's taxonomy places the organism in Eukaryota, Fungi, Ascomycota, Dothideomycetes. Gene Ontology annotation, biological process: nucleotide metabolic process. The record is from RefSeq and is a predicted model, not a curated record. The coding region runs from base 1 to 1059 and encodes 352 amino acids. The transcript is spliced from 3 exons. Gene Ontology annotation, molecular function: ATP binding; ATP:ADP adenylyltransferase activity.
AUGCUUCUUGGUCUUCCGGAAGCGCUGCCGAAGCUCGUGGAGGCUAAGUUUGCCUCUGCAUUAUCCUCCAAGAGCUUGAUUUUCUCCCAUACUGAGCUCGCCGUUAUCCGGACUACCACCGGAGUACCGUUUCAACUCCGCUAUUGUCCUGCCCUUGCGAGGAAGCCGAAACCAAAGGAGGACCACAAUGCGCCGACCAAGAAGCCUGAUCCCUUCGACAAUCCCCCAGCAGAGCUGUGGAUAGCAGACGUACCGGCCAACAACCCGACCCACUUGCUCGUUCUGAACAAGUACCCAGUCAUCGCGGAGCACUUUAUCCUCGCAACAAAGCUCAAUAAGCAGCAAACGCACCUGCUGGAGCAGGAUGACCUGGAAGCAGCCUACGCUUGCCUGAAGGCGUGGAGAGACGCGAAGGACAACGGCAAGGAACGGAGGCUGUUCGCCUUCUUCAACUCUGGAGACCAUAGUGGAGCCAGCCAAGCGCACCGACAUAUACAGUUCUUGCCCGUGGAGAGCAUGGCCAAGGAGCAGGAACAGCAGGGCUGGAAGCCGCUUGUGGAUGCAAUUGAAGCGUCAGACUCAACGGGCACGUCAGGCUUCAGGACGCUCCCAAGCCUUCCAUUCGCCCAUCUCGGCCUGCAACUGCCCACAGAGCCGACAGGAAAGCAACUACACAAGUCCUAUAGAGACCUUCUAGAUGCUGCCUCUCACAAGGUACGAGACUACAUAGCGAAGCAGCCCGGCACUCUUGAGCUGCAUUCCGAGCUUCAUCCGUCAGAAGGACAUUCCUCGCCAAUAAGCUACAACCUCGCCAUGACCACGAGCGCAUUGGUAAUUUGCCCCCGAAAGCAAGGCGGUGACAUGCUGCGGCGGGGUGACGGGUCUGAGGUGGGCAACGUGGAGCUCAAUGGCACGAUACUAGCAGGCACGUUGAUGGUGAAGGCAGAGGAGGAGUGGGAGCUCCUGAAGCAGGAACCGCUCAAGUUGGACGCGUUGCUCGAGGCUGUCGGUAUCCCUCAGAACGUAUCAGGAAGUUCGGUAGAUGGGAACAAGCUGUAG